Molecule: messenger RNA, 735 nt
Organism: Cadophora gregata
Lineage: Eukaryota; Fungi; Ascomycota; Leotiomycetes; Helotiales; Ploettnerulaceae
Exons: 2
Coding region: 1-735 (244 amino acids)
Source: RefSeq, a predicted model, not a curated record
AUGAUGGAACUACCGUCUUGGGUUCCUGACUGGUCAACUUACUGGCAGGUGGAACGCCCAUUCCUGCGCAUGAAGGUCAUCUCUACGCUGAAUCUUGGAGAGCCAGGACAUGAUAUCAAAGCUGCAAAGGAUACAGCGGCGAAUGUUGUAUUCGCUGAUGAUCUCAAGACCGUGCUCGUCAGUGGUUUGAUAGCGGAUAUUGUCGACGAGGUAUGGCCGCCUCUUCACCGUUAUCAAAUGACGGUAGACGACGAGAAGCAAUUGCAGGCGGAAUAUCGAGAAACAGCCCUCAGCUGGAUGCAGCAGCAACCAACCUCCAUUUAUCAUACAGUAUAUGAUAGGAUUAGUGCUCUCUUUAACAGUUUGACACCCAUGGAUGAUAGGCCAAAGAUUGAGAAGGAGCGUGAGAUUUGGACUGCAAGGAUAACCAGGUUUGGAAAUUGGAUUCUAAAUGCGAAUAAGCUCGAGAACACACUUUCAGACAUCGAUGUCACAACAGUUUCGAGACUGACAAUGACUGGAAAGAAGGACUACAUCAUUACUGGUCCUGGUGAAGCUUCGCCAGGGGAUCUUGUUUGUGUUCUACUGGGCUGUGAUGUACCCAUGAUCCUGCGGCAAGAGGGUGACCACUUCAUUCUGAUUGGGGAGUGCUACGUCGAGGGGAUGAUGCAUGGAGAAAUGAUUGAUGCUGUCAACGCGGGCACUUUGGAAAUGGUGGAGUUUCUGCUGCACUGA